Messenger RNA from Cutaneotrichosporon oleaginosum, 1194 nucleotides. RefSeq lists its product as uncharacterized. Lineage: Eukaryota; Fungi; Basidiomycota; Tremellomycetes; Trichosporonales; Trichosporonaceae. The record is from RefSeq and is a predicted model, not a curated record.
AUGAUAUGUCGGGGCAUGGCCGCAAGCACGACGUGUUAUCGGCGAGGAGAGGGUCCGCAUCCGCAUCGUUCACCCACUCUGAGCACCCGACACACUCGCGCUCGCACCUACCGUUGCCCCGCGAAUUACUUUGACGUUGCACUGUCCACGUCGCUCACUCACAUGGAUUCCCCAGCAAGCCAGGAAGACAAGCUCGACUUGGUAACCCGAUUUAUUCGCGACAUCCGACGCGUCGCGCGCAAGUUGGGAGAAGGAGGCGCACCCUUCUCUGAGUUGCAGGAUCUGUACCAGCUCGCAGAGGUGUUCCAGACGAACGAGACCGAUGAGGAUCUAUUUUCAAUUCGUUUUCAGCUGUGGCAAACCGUUAAGCACACUUAUCGAGUGAUAGCGCCCUGCGGAAUUGGCGGUGACGGCCCGCCCUGGUCAACAGUCCUUGAGCUCCUCAAGGAGGCUGAGCUCCUAGCAAAGGAGGUGGGAAACGCGAAGCGGAGGGUGAAGCGGCAUCGCUCUCGCUUCCCUCACUCUGGGCCUCUCCCCUCCUCGUUGUUGGGCGACUCAGCAUUGUCCCACACCCCUUCUCACGACUACCAGUCCCAUUCAACACCGUUUCAGUCACGAUCGCUCCCGCAGUUAUACAACCGUGCUGACCUUGUCGGCUUGGAAGACAGUAGCACCCCACACCCCUCCCAAAUUCAGCACACGGAACGAGGUCCAGCAGCCUAUCAUCAACAUCCUGGGCCUCGUCACUUUUCUGACGACACUUCCUACCACUACUUCCCAUCCGAGCGUUCACACAUCGACAUUUCCCACUCCCAACGUUCGAGACUCCCCGCUGGCUUACCGUCGCGACCGCCCCGUCUCUUGCGACUCACCGCCUCUGCCUCGUCAUCGUCCGUCAAACUGGCCUUCUGUCCCUCAGUCGCGGUCAACAACUCCUACGGAGCGUUCAACUUGGCCUCUGAGAAGCUCGAAUCCCGACGUCAGCGAGGGCAGUUCGCGCUCCCCUUUGACCAGUUUGUCGCCUCCCGCCGGCCGAGGUUCGAUUCUGCCUCCCACCGCCUUCUACGAAGAAAAGGUUGGAAGAAAGCCAACGUCGGCGCCAGCACUGUCCUUACUUGCAACGCAGACCUGGUUCCCACAUACACGUACCCCCCUGGUUAUGCUGGCUGGCAAUUACCCAUUGCUCAAAUUUAG